Messenger RNA from Neolamprologus brichardi, 1172 nucleotides. It is a transcript of the gene ciapin1, whose product is annotated as cytokine induced apoptosis inhibitor 1. Gene Ontology annotation, molecular function: iron-sulfur cluster binding. Gene Ontology annotation, cellular component: cytoplasm. Gene Ontology annotation, biological process: iron-sulfur cluster assembly. The record is from RefSeq and is a predicted model, not a curated record. NCBI's taxonomy places the organism in Eukaryota, Metazoa, Chordata, Actinopteri, Cichliformes, Cichlidae.
CGUGAUUGUAGCUGAGUUUAACUGCCAUCAGGACAGCAGGCAAGUCAUCGUGUAGGUUCGGUUUACGUUUUGUUUCUUUAGUUAAUUCUGCCACCAGAGGCCUUUAAGGAGAGCAGUAGACAAACGUUAAGCCUUUGAUACUACGGGUAGCCGUGUACCGGGAGCUGCUUGGUGUUCACGCCGUCAUUAGGAGCUGAUUACGGGCAUCUGCCGGUGCUGCGUCACGCUGUUUGCUCCUCGGAGCUCCUGAAACACCGGAGUCAAGAACAAACCUCUAAUUAUUGGUAUAUCACGAAAUCAUGGCAGACCUUGGCAUCAGAGCAGGAGACAAAGUGGUGCUGGUGUGGGCUCAGCCUUCAACACCUACAGCCCUGAAGCAGUACGCAGAGGAGCUGGGAGCGGUCGUCGGUCCGGAUGGCAGAGUGGCAGUGGAGAACAUAGAGAGGCUGCUGCUGUCCUCUCAUGCGGCCUCCACCUUCAACUGGGUGCUCUCUUGCCUUCUGGCUGACAGCUCCUCCAUCCACACUUCAGAGACUCUAGCAGAAAUAGCCAGAGUGCUCAAACCUGGAGGGCAGCUGGUCCUUGAUGAACCAGUUACAGGAUCAGAAGGACAAAGUGUGAGGACAGCUGAGAAGCUGGUGUCGGCUCUGAAGCUGUCCGGCUUUAUGUCAGUAACAGAGGUCAGCAAAGCAGAGCUCAGUCCUGAAGCGCUGAGCUCUCUCAGGGCAGCCUCUGGUUACCAAGGAGACUCCCUGUCUCGAGUCCGCGUAUCUGCCUCCAAACCCGACUUUGAGGUGGGAUCAUCAAGUCAGAUCAAACUGUCGUUUGGGAAAAAGACAGCCAAGCCAGCAGAGAAACCUGCUCUGGAUCCCAACACGGUGAAAAUGUGGAUGCUGUCAGCCAACGACAUGAACGAUGACGAUGUGGAUCUGAUGGACUCGGAUGCUCUGCUGGAUGAAGAUGAUUUGAAAAAACCUGAUCCAGCUUCUCUUAAAGCUCCGGGCUGUGGAGAAGGAGCCAACAAGAAGAAGAAAGCCUGCAAGAACUGCACGUGUGGGCUCGCUGAAGACCUGGAGCAGGAGAGUAAAGGAAAACAGAAGACUGAGCAGCCAAAAUCAGCCUGUGGAAGUUGUUACCUUGGCGAUGCUUUCCGAUGUGCCAGCUGCCCGUAC